GAACCACCCUUCAAAGAGAGAGGUGCCCAGAGGCCAGGUUUUUGGACUAACCUGCACUGUUUUGUGUUUCUUACAGACGUUCCCACAAGCCUGCACUUCCAGAGCAUGCUGAAGUCUCAGUGGCAAAAUAAGCCUUUUGACAAGAUCAAACCUACCAAAAAGUUUUCACUUAAGCACAGAGCACCCAUGCCAUGCAGUCUGUCAGAUCCAGUUCGCAAAGACAGACAUAAGUUGGUCAACUCCUUCCUUACAACAGCCAAGCUGUCCCAUCACCAAACCCGGCCUGACAGGACCCACAGGCAGCACUUAGACGAUGUGGGGGCUGUGCCCAUGGUGGAGCGAGUGACAGCUCCAAAAGCAGAGCGCUUGCUCAAUCUACCGCCACCUGUACAUGACCCAAACCACAGCAAAAUGAGAUUGCGAGACCAUUCAUCUGAGAGAAGUGAAGGUAGGGCCAGGCCCAGCACCUCUACCUGCAUUGGCACUUGCUCAGAGCUUUCUGGGACAGCCCAAGCUUCUCUUAAAACCCCCUAUCCCAAGCUUUGUCCAUUACUUUCUAGAAAGGCAUGGUAGGGGGCACUAUUGCUU
Molecule: messenger RNA, 588 nt
Organism: Cricetulus griseus (Chinese hamster)
Lineage: Eukaryota; Metazoa; Chordata; Mammalia; Rodentia; Cricetidae
Source: RefSeq, a predicted model, not a curated record